AUGGCUGGGGAGGACAUCAGGCCAGGCUGGGAGAUGCUGCGCUUCCACCCGGUGGGUCUGGACGUGUUGGGGCGCACAGCGUGGCGGCGGGCCACCUUCCACUACGGCAUCGUGUUCAGCCAGCGGCCUGUGCGGCUGGGAGAGCGCGUGGCGCUGCGUGUCCUGCGCACCAAGUCCGGCUGGUGUGUGGGGGGGCUCCGCGUGGGCUUCACACGCCUGGACCCCGAGCGCUGGCCUGCGCCCAGACUGCCUCCCUUCGUGUGCCCCGACCUGGAGGCGCAGAGCCCCACGUGGGCGGCCAUGCUGCCCGAAGGCUGCAUGCUCUCAGGGGACGUUGUGUGCUUCUGGGUGGACCACCGUGGCCAGCUCUUCGCGGAGGUUAACGCAGGGCCCCCGCUCCUGCUGCGCGGCGGGGUACGCAUGGGCGAUCCUCUCUGGGCCGUCAUGGACGUGUACGGGACCACCAAGGCCAUCCAGCUGCUGGGUGAGGCACGGAGGGGAAUCCCGAGACCGUCCUGCUCCCCACCACCAAGUCCUGGCUCCUCAGAGAUGAUGUGGUGGCUAAGUCUGGAGGUGAGUGACUUCCCUGUGUAG
Molecule: messenger RNA, 594 nt
Organism: Elephantulus edwardii (Cape elephant shrew)
Lineage: Eukaryota; Metazoa; Chordata; Mammalia; Macroscelidea; Macroscelididae
Gene: NEURL3
Product: neuralized E3 ubiquitin protein ligase 3
Biological process (GO): ubiquitin-dependent endocytosis
Cellular component (GO): early endosome
Molecular function (GO): ubiquitin protein ligase activity
Source: RefSeq, a predicted model, not a curated record